Messenger RNA from Heterocephalus glaber (naked mole-rat), 13887 nucleotides. NCBI's taxonomy places the organism in Eukaryota, Metazoa, Chordata, Mammalia, Rodentia, Bathyergidae. The record is from RefSeq and is a predicted model, not a curated record.
GAUUCAAUCCCUAGACUGCAUACAUACAUACAAAAAAAAAAGAGUGUGGUAUGAUCAAACUUGUAUUAUAGACACUCUUUCAUGACGUUAUAGAGGGCUGCAGUGGGCACCUGCUGCUUUUGUCCCUCUGAGGAUACAGAACCCCCUCCUGAGGGGACCUCUUCCAUGCGGUCUGGUGAGAACUGAUUGACUUGUCCCCCAAACAGCGAGUGUUCUCAUGACCCAGGCUAGGUCAAAGGAGCAUCUGAGCUGGCCACCCUUGCUGCUUCAGGUACGGAGCUGCGAUCCCAGCUUGUGGCACCCAGCUGGGCCCAGAACUUGGCCAACAGAGCUGCUAGGAAAGACCGUCUUAUUUUGGUGAAGUCUUUCAACUGGUAGGAUGGGAAUGUAGGGCUACUGGUGACCAAAAAGUCAUGCAGAGAAAAUAUUUCUGAGAUGGCAAGAGACAGAGCCUGAAGGAUGGGGUUUGAGGCACAGGGUUCAGCCAUAGAUAACACCAAGUGGAAACAGGCAGCUGGAAGAGCGAACCCCAAGGACGUUGCUGAGAUACUAGAUCCAGACAUUCCUGAUGCUUACUCCAUCUUCCCUUUCACGUAAGCCAAUAUUUUUUUCUGCUUAAUCCGCUUUGUUACAUUUCUUUCACUUAUGAGUGAGAGUGCUAACAAUGGUGUGUUCUCCCUGGUCUGCUCUUCUCUAGACUCAGUAUCCCCGAUACGCGUUACCUCUGAGGUGGUUUGUAGAUGUCCUCCGCCCUAGUCAUCCUCUUCUGGAUUAAGAAGUACACACUAAUUCCCUGGGGAAGAGUUAUAUUACAAUCAAGUACACGAUGGACUCUUCUCUGAAGAAAUUGAGAUAUGAGUUUGAUUCCCAGGGCUCAGGUGGUGGUGAGGCUUUUGGGGUCCUGGCCAUGGCUGUGAUCUGGGGGUAUCGCCACAUCUAUGAAGAACAAACCAACUCGGCUCAACUAAGGGAGUUCUGCAGUCAGACCUGGAGCAACCUCGGUUUCUAAGUGGGAGGGAAAGGAGUGUGUCCCUCCUUUACAGUCCAAAGCAUCCAGGGCUGCCCCCAAAUACAGACGAAACCACUCAGCCAUCUUUACUGUGAAUGAGCCAAUUCAUAAUUUAAAAAAUGCUCUAAGAAAAGUCGAGAGGAAGGGAGCAGGGGAAACACAGAGACGUGUUUCUAUUAUCUGAGCGGAGGUGUGGUGUAAGUGUGUCUGUAUGGGGUGUGUGUGUGCACACAUGGAGCAGGAAGUGGUGUGAUCACUUCUUUCCUGAUCCACAAGGUGCUGCAGGCCCCUUGGUUGAGGAGACCCGAGGACCUGGCUUUGCAGGAGCAGACCAUGCUUAAACGCCAAGAGAGUGAGCCCUCCAGGCUCCACAGGGCCUCCCGAACCCCACCCAGUCCUGCUCUGUCUUCUUCUGGCUCCUAGCAAGUUACAAAAUGAAAACCCAGGCGACUGGUGCUUGGAUAACCCCAAGUCUUAUGGCCUUAUGGGCCCACCAUGACUUUUAAUAUACAAGAGAAAAUGGAUCAAGCCCUCAGCCCCAAAGAGGGAAACCCAGGGCUUCCUGUAAUACUUCUGGGGAUUUGCUCCCAGUCCCUCUUUACUCUGAUAACUAUGCUUCUACUGAAUGCCCUCCCUCCUUUUCUUUCUUCCCUCAUUCUUCCUUCCUUCCUUCCUUCCUCCCUCCCUCCCUCCCUCCCUCCUCCUCCUGAGGUUAUUUUCUCCUUUUUGUCUUCUGUCAAAACAAACGUAAAACACAGCUCUUUCCCUGGAUUCCCCCAGAGAAGCUCUAGCAUAAAGCAUACGUAACAUAGUCUUUCCUACAUGUAACUGGGAGACCUAGUUGCAUUUAGCACAAAAAAACACCUUAAAGUCAAAUAUCAGCUGUUGCCUUUGUUGUGUUCCACCCUCCUUCGAGUCAGUCUACCUCCUGGAGGCCCAGCUUCCCCUUCGUUUCUCCCAUGGGAUGGCUCAGCCCUAACCCUACCCCUACCCUACUGCCUCUGGGCCACCUCAGCCUGCUCAGAAGCCCGCUCAGGACCAGCUUUGAAAUGACUUUUCCUUUACCACAAUCAAAUCAUUACUUUCAACUCCUUCCCCUACCAGCCUCCACAGCCAUGUAAAGAUACAUCAUCCCUUUGAUAGGAAUUAUGUCACCUCCUUGGAGGGCAGAAGUAGAUGGAAUAAUUCUGUUGGUUGUUUAAAUAGCAACUUUUUCUUUCCUGCUGCUCAAGCUUAACUACAACCCAGAGAUGUCUGCACUGGCCCCACCUGCCCAGUUUGAUACACCCUCUCCCCCUGGCUCUAUCAUCUCUCAAGUCUGCACCCCGAGUCCCCUUCUGCCCUACAAUCUAAGAGCCCCUCUUGAAACAGCCCAAGUCUUUAUUUCCCAAGUCUUCCACCUCCCAAGCUGGAGUACCAGUCUUGGGGUCCUUGAGGCAUAGGACCCUCUUCCUCCUCCUCCAGCAAGAUCUAAGAGCCUGCUGGUUGCCUCUGUGUGGCUGAGGGUCUCACAGUGCAGGAUUCAGACCCAGGGCCCCUAGGGCUGCCAGGCCCCCAGCAUCGGGCUGAGCACCAGCUCAUGGGAAACAUUCACCUGGCUGACCAGAGCUCUGCCGUGCCCUGGGCUCUAGAGGGAUGAACUUAGACUGGGAUUUGCUCCCCAGCCUUGCACAAACUGUAGGCCUGUUUUUCAGACUGGUGUCUGAGCAGGGAGCCUGGGAAAGUUAAGGAGCCCCAUCCUGAGAGGCAAGACUCAGAUCCAGGCUGUUCCUACCUGAAACUUACUUCCAGGGGUAGGUAACCCCCUCCCGGACUUGGGCCUCUGUCCACAUCUGAAGAAUAAAGGGCUGGCUAGAUGCUGAGAGAGCUAAACCAGUCAUGGGAGGUGGUGAUCUUACUUGGGGCAGGAGUCCUUCAGAGUGCCUAGAGUGAGGCACCCUGCAAUGGCAGAGGCUGUCCCCAGGGGAAGGGCUGUGUGGCCACUGCCCUUGGAGGCUUAGGAUGCUGGGUUCUGAGGAACUGAAGAGUCCCGUGUGCCUGGGAUGUAAUGGGUCCAAGAGGGAGUCACUCAGGAUAAGAUUGGAGACAGGCAGAUGCUGAGACCAGAUCUCAGUGCCAUGGAGACCCUGGAGGAAGUUUUCAGAAGUGGCCUGGCAUGAUCUAUCUAUAUUCUUAAAAGAUCAUGUUCAGGCUUGGGAUGUACCUCUAUGCUAGAGCCUUUAUCUAGCAUGAAUGAAGCCCUGGGUUCAAUCCUCAGCUCUGAAGAAAGGGUGCCUCUGGGGAGAACAGACUGGCAGGAGGUGCAGACGGACUUGGAUGGAGGUGAGAGAGGAGCAGCCUUGUCCUAGGAGGACGCAGGGGAGAUGAAGAAGAGCGCUAGAGGCCGAGGCACGUUUGUGGGGAGACGUGAUUGUUGUUCCCAUCACUAUGGUGGGUGAAGAUGCUGGACACCUUGGCUCUCCCAGUACCUAGUCAGGGCUACUUCACCAGGACUCAGUGGCCAUUUAUAUGCCAAUGAGCUCAGCCAGCCUCAGAAGGAAGGGUCAUCAGAUCCACGGAGAGCUCACACACCUUUGCUGCCAAUUUAGAUAUUAUGGUUUAGAUAUAAAGUCUCACGUGUUCAGAGCUGGAGCUUUUGGAAGGUGAGUGGACGCUGUACUCAUCAGGGAUGGCUGAAUGUACUGUUAGGAGGAGGGGCCUGGUUAGAAGAGGCGUGGCACUGGGGCCGUUUAUUCUAGACGUGGUUCUGGUUCAGCUUGGCUACUCCAACCCUUAGAUGGCUUUGGGCUGACUUCCUGCUUCAGGGCUCUACUAGCCAGGCCUGGCAGACAGGUGACUCAAUCAAUUGGGCUUGCUUGGACUAUGAUUGGUUGGUGCUCUUUGGGAUUAGCAAUAGAGGUGGGGUCCUGUGAGACCGGGAAAGAGAAAGAACAGCAAAUAGGAGUUUGAUGUGAGAGGAGAGGCCACUUGCUAAAUAAAAUGUAAAUCAAGGCCACAGUGGCUGCCAAGGAGAGAAAAGUAGCUGAUGAAAACCAUAUGUCUCUGAGUAAGUGGACCGAGAAGCCUGGUCUGUGCGCAUGUUGAGGAUGUUGCUGUUGGUCUCCUAUGCAAUGGAAAAAUCUCCUAUUUGAAAGAAUACAGUGUUAAGAGGCACUCUGAGACAAACCACGUUUCGCAAUUAAGUAGUUUACAAGGUCAGUAAAGGAAGGAGAAAAUAAACCAGCUGAAAAGGUCUUGCUCAAUAACAAAAUUUGUUUAAAAGUUCAAUGUCACACUCCAAAACGGUAAGAUAGGCUCAUUCUGUAGCUGGUUUUGUUUUUGUUUUUGUUUUUUUCCUAAAAACUUCUUCAGGGAUAGAGAAGCAUGUAAAAGUGCUUUUAGCACUGGUGUUGCUAUUGCACUUCCUAAUGUUUGAAAAAUGAGAGUAAUUUUGUAAACAAAUGCAAACUGUCAAUUUUUACUUUUUCUAAAUUGACCUUGAAGAAACUAAAACCAAAGACAAACUUCACUAUUGCUCACUCUUAGUCUGCAGAAUGGAAUUCGAAUUUCUUCACCCAACAUUCCAGUAUGAUGGGCUUCCAACCUGAAUUUCCCUCCAUGGAAUCCUGCUACCCUCUGACCCUGCCCCAGUCCAUGGUGUUUCCAGGGCCCUCGUGGUCACCAACCUUUCCCUGGGAUGCCCUUUCUCCGGGCUUGCUGGGAAAAUGUUAGCUAUUCCUUUGGGAGAAUGUGCUGGGGAUGGCCCCAGGGUGCAUGCAUGCAUUUCACCACUGAGCUGCAUUCAAGCACGUGAGCCAUUCUUGAAGGAUGUCAGUGUCCAAAUUCUAUCUGUCCCACUAUGAUUUCCAUCUGAUUCUUGUGCUCAGAUCCAGUUCCCCAUGAAAGUUGCUGUCUUGUCAUCUCUUUCCUUGACCGUAUUAAUCACAGCUAUUUUAAAGUCUGGAUCAGAAAACCCCAAGAUCUGGAUCCCCUGUGGGGCUGUUUCUAUUAUGGAGAUGCUUUCGGGCUCUGACUGAUGUUACCUUUCAUCACAGAGGAUUUAUUUUUGCUUUCCGGAAGGCAGAGAAGAGGAAGGUCAUCCUAAUCCAGCCUGGGAUUGAGCUGGUUUGCCACUGGCGGUUUCUUUGUGAGGCUUGCUCUAUUUCUGGCUCACCCGUCCUCCUCUGCAUAACUUCUCUGGGGUGUUCACUGAGAGCUCUUUGGUGGGAUUUCAAUUCCAAGUCUGUUUUUCAAGCCCCACGAGGCUGCCAACAACUCUGCUCAGCUCCUGGUCUCUCAGCCGAGCUCUAGCACUUCGGUGGGCCCUUGGGGAAAAGAGCCUUUGACUCUGGUGUUGACCUCAGGGGCCUCUCCUCCUCCAGAGAUCCCUGGCCCUGCGUCCUGCUGGCCUUGCAGUUUGAACUCCAGAUCUGACUCCCAGCCACAGGAGACUACCCAAACCUCCCACUCAAGUUCUCAGUGACUUCACCCCCACUUUCUCCUUGGUAUUUACCCCUUGGUCACCUGCUGCUCACUAAUCAGCAGAUGCUCCCAGGGGCAGAGCAGCUUUGAACGUCACCUCUCUAUGCCCCGCCCUCUGCUCCUGAGCUUUCUGGUCCGUCUGCCUUCAUACAGAUGGCUUUGGGAUUCUAAACUGACCCUUUGCUCAUGCCUGAUGGGAGGACUGGCCCCCAGUGAGUAGCUAGGACAUGCUCAGAGGUGGAACAAAUGCUCUCCCACUCCAUUACAAUGUGAUCUCCCCUGGGAUCUUUCCUUCACCACUGGGUUCCCUGGCUGAUCUCCUCCUGGCUUUAAAUGUCCCUGGUGCCUGGGGAUUUCUAUGUCUGCCUGCAGCCUGAACCUCUGUUCUGAGCCCUUAAACCCAUGUAUCUAUCCACUCUGUGUCUGUGACAGACACCUCAAACUCAGCACAUCCAAAACCUUGUUCUUCCACGCAAACCUGCAUCUCCUUCCCUUCUGCUGCUCCUUGGGUCAGAAUCCUGUGGGUCACCAAAGACAGUUUUUGCUGCCUCCCCUCGAACAUCCAGGGUCCAAGUGUGGCAGGUUCCACCUUGAGGUGUCAUGUGAGGUCAUCCAGUUCCCUAUUUCUUGCAGCUACAGCCUCAUCCCAGCAACCUGUCCCCUCCUGCUAGCCACUCAGUAGUCUCCUCACAGCUCCCCGCAGAGCUCCAUGGCCUCCUUCCAGCACCUUCACCAGCCACCUUACAGGGAGAGUGAUCCCUUGAAAACAGAAAUCUGAUUAUGUCAUUUCUCGGCAUCACACCCUCCAAUGACUUCCUGUUGCCUUUAAUGGAAAGCUUUGAGGAUAGACCCUGGCAGAGCCAUGGGCCCUGCGGGGUCUGCUCUCCUGGCUCUUGCCCCUGGCCCACAGGCUGCCCCACAGCCUUCUCUGUCCGGCCGGAGUGGCAGGGUUGUCUCGGGGGUCCCUUCCUACCAGCUGGUCUCUUGCCAGGAAACACCUUUCCCUCUCUGCUCGAUGUCCCCUCCUCAGAGGAGUCUCUGACCUCUGAAUAGAUUACGUAGGCCUGUUAACUCACUGCCAUUGUGUCCCCUACUCAGGUCACAGCACGGCUGUAACUGCAUAGUUAAUUGAGUGACCACUAACUGUGUCUCUCCCCAACUAUCCUCCGAUCUCCUUGAGACCAGAGAUUGUGUCUGGCUUGGUCACUGCUCUAUUCCCAAGGGUUGCAAAGUACCUAGAAGACCUUAAAACAGUUCUAAAUGCUGUUUUAAGUAAAUGGAAUAAAAGUCAGACAAGGAGGCAGAUGGUUACCCCAAGCCCCAGCCUCACUGCCUGGCUGGGAGCACUCAGCAGGAGAGCGGCUGGGACGGGAUUUUAGUAAGCAAAUGUCUGAGAGCAUGGCCAUAGAAUAAGAAAUUCGAAAUUCUACAUUGCUGAGGCAGUCUUCUUAUUGUUGAGUAGGAAGCACUGAUUAGGAAGUCCGGAGCUCUGGGUUCCAGUCCCAGGACUGGCACAAAUCAUGACAAAUAGCAGUUUUAUAACUUUGCGGUUUAUAAGGCAUUUCCACAAAUAGGAUCUCAUUAGGUCCUAUUAGGCUCUGUGACAGCCAGCAAGCAGCUUUUAGAGGCCCGGGCGGGGUGGGGUGGGGGGAGGAGCCUCAUAGGCAGCUGUGCUGUGGUCUCCCCUGGUCCUGAGCUAAGCCUGUGUCCACUCUUCUGCUAAAGUGAAGGCGCCAACAACAUGACCUCCAAGGUUUGUCUAUGAAAUUUUAGGAUUAAAAAUUCACAGGCAAUUAAAUCAUAAAGCAAGUUUGUGGAGACCCAUUUCUUGGCACAUAGCUAUCGCUCACCUUCAGCACUAAUGACAGGGCCGUGUCACCAGAGGUGCCUAGCAUUCUCAGUGGUAACUUACCAUGGUGUUACCUGGAAACAGACUGUGAAACAGGUCUUUUGUGUAGGUUGUUUGAGAGCCAAUCCCAGGGAUCAGAAGGGAGAGGCUGGGAAAUGGCAGCAAAGAGGAAAGGUGUGGUGGACGCCCGGGUGUGUUCGGUCUACUCUGUCUCUAAGGGCCUUGACUGCACCCAGGACCCCUCCUGAGUUGUCUCCCAGGAGCAUGUGUGAAGGGCUCUUUUUCUGCCACCUCCCACCCCCACUGAGUCCCGGCAGUGGGAGGGGACUGAGCUCAUGUGGCCCUGUCUGCACAGCAGUGCCUAAAACCAGGGUAUGAUGUGGGGACCAGGGUGUCUGAUGCAAGUUGGAAAAAGGACAGGGUCACUCUCCUUGGGGCCCAGGGACAUUUCCUUCCACACUCCUACCAAUUCUCCCUAUUUUCUGAAUGUCAAGGACUCUCUCCCUCUUUUCUGAGAGCUCUUGAAUAACCGGGGCCACUGAAAAUGGGGAGAGAGGAUGUCUGUCAUCUGAGCUCAGUAAAAUCUUGGGAAAGAAGCAGCUGUCCUUCUGCUGGGCCCUGAGUGACAGCUGGGAUGGAAGCUGUGACAGCCCUGCCACAGCCAGGCUGGGGUGGCCUAUGUGUUGUUCCCCUUGCACAUGUGGGGCGCCCCCAGGAGGGAGACCCUCACCAGCCUCCCUGGUGACCUAGUACUUCCUAAACUCCAGUCUUUGUUUCCCUCAGCCUUCCCUUCUGAUUCUCAAAUGUCUGAUUUAUUAAUUUAAAAAGGAGCACUAGCUGCUUCUAGCUUCUUCUAGCUUCUUCCACCCCUGCUGUAACAAUUCUACUCCCCCCCCCGCCCCCCAGGCAAUAUGAAGGAGAGACUAAAGGGGAAAAUAGUAUCUUAUGGGAAGGUGGGAAAAGAACGUAAAGAUUUAAAUUUCCGGAUAUUAUCUGUCCACAUUACUCACACAGGGCUUCUGGGAGAUGUGCGCGUGCGCCGUGGAAGUCCAUCGGGUCUCAUUUGGCGCUUCAAGAGGGCCUUUGCGGGCUCUGCUUCCAGGCCAGUCCUCUGAGCUCCCAGGGCCGCUGCACCCUGUGCCUGGAGCUUGUGGGGGAGCCUAUAGGUCCUUACAUGCUGCCAUCAAGCCAGGGGAGCCAGGAGCCCCGCCUUGGGCCCUCUUCUCUCCUCGCCCAUGUGUACCUGCACUCUGCACUGUGCCAGAACCCAGGGGUCCCUUCUCUCAGGGAACCCAGCUCCAGUGCCAGAUUCUCAGCGCCCCAGGGGUGUUUCUGCCCCGGCCCCCUUUUGAGUCCUGAGCAGACGACAUCUCAGUCUCGCUUUCUCACUGCUUUCUCCAUCCCCUCUGUCCCGGGGCCGCAGAACAGUCCUCCCAUCCUUGGCUUUCUGCCCGCCCAGGAUGCCCCUGGAGAAACCAGGUUCUAUCCAGCAGGCCUGCCUCUUGCUACGUGGAAGGAAAUCUAUUUACUCCUCUCCUUGGACAAAGCGUAGCUUUCCAGGCAGCUGAGAACUCAAACAGAUGUCUGGUUGGGUUCAGAGCCCGGCAGGCUCCACCUUGGCCCAGCACUGAGCUGCCGUGGGUGGAGGCCCGGGGCUGAGGAAAUAGUACUGUAUCCUCUCCUUUACACAUUCCUUUAAUAAUAUUUAUGGUGUGCCAAGCGGUAAGUUAGGAUUUAAACGCCCCUUGACAUUUAAAAAAUAACAGCUUCAAGAACAAUCGACGUACUAUACAAUUCACUUUUGUAAAGUAUGUAGCUCAGUGGUUGUUAGGCUAUUCAGAGUUGUACCACCAUCACCACCAUCUAACUUUAGAACAUGUUUAGAACUCCAGAAAAAAAUCCCCAUACCUGUUGGUAGUCACUGCCUAGUCUCCCUUGCCGUGGGUCUCUAUGGAUUUGUCUAUUCAAGAUACUUCAUACAAAUUGAAUCAUGACCUGUGGCUUUUGUGAUUAGCUUCUCUCAUUUAGUAUGUUUUCAAUAUGGUCUUAUCCACAUUGUAUCAUGCCUGCAUCCUUCAUUUAUUUUAUUGCCAAAUAACACUCUAUUUUACGGAUAUACUAUAUUUUACUUAUCUGUGAAUCAUUUGAUUGACAUUCAGGUUACCUCUAUUUUUUUGGCUGUUGUGAAUAAUGCUGCCCUGCCUUGUGCAAGUUUUCACGUAGAUGCAUGUCUUUAUUUCUCUUGGACACACACUUGGAGUAGGGUCAUAGGCUAACUCUGCUACACAUUUUGAGGAACUGCUAAACUUUUCCAAGAGGCUGCCCCAUUUAGCAUGCCCACCAGCAAUGUAUGAACGUCCUGACUUCUCUACAUCUUCUCCCACACUUGUUAUUUGUGAAGAGGCAUCUCCUUGUAUUUUCCUUUGCAUCUAUUUCCCUGAUGGCUAAUAAUGUUGAGUAUCUUUUCAUGUACUCCUUGGGCAUUCAUGUGUUAUCUUUGGAGAAAUGUCUAUUCAAAUCCUUUGCUUAUUUUUAAAUUAAGUUGUCUUUUUGUUGUUGAGUUGUAAGAGUUCUUUACAUAUUCUGGAUACAAGUUCUUUUUUGAUGCCUGUUGAAUUUUGAGAGACAUCUAAAUCAUGGUUGGAGAAAGUGUUGCUUUUUUAAGAAUCUGUAGUGUGUUGCAAGGUGACAGAAACCUUGGAAAGGAUGCAUUCCAUCCCACACAGACCCUAGAGCGAAGGAUUAUUUAUUCUGCAGACCUGUCCUUCCUCAGAGGCAGCUCACUGCUCAGUUCUACCCAUUUCAAAUCCUGCUGAAAAGGAGUCACAGAGCCCCAGUGGGCUGGCGGGGUAGGGUUACAGAUUGGUUAAUGUUUGAAGGCAGAAUCGCAUGAGGGACUUUUCUUUCUUUUUGAAAGCAUAGGCUUUUAUUUUAUUUUAUUUUUCAAAGCAUUGUGGAGCGGUAAAGGGAUAUGCAAAUUUAAGGUGACAUUCUUAUUGUUACUAUUGUUAUUUGUGGGAACCAAUAAAAAUCGUGUCUUGUAUGAAAUCACAGAGCACAAAGCCUGUGGGGGUGGGGCAAGGUGGAAGGAUGGGGGUUGGGAGGAUGAAAGCUAAAGGAGAGAAGAGGGAAACACGGUUGGCAAACCUUGGAGUGGGUGUGUGUGUGUGUGAGAGACAGAGCAACCUUUGUCAUUUCUGGCUCAUUCAUUUACCACCUGUGUAAUAAUUUACUUAAUACUUUUAAGUGGGCUCUUAUUUCUUUUAAGUAAAAGUAAACAGAUACGUUUAUAAAGGAAAGUUUGUGUCACAAUUAUAAAUUACCAACCUGCAUCAUUUUCCCAACAGAAGGGAUGAGAACAGCGCUAUUUAAAUCUCGGGAUCCUGUUGCCUCUGGGCCAUCUCAGGCUGGCUCGCCACAUGUCACUCAAGUCCCUGCUGUGGUAGCACCUCUGCUGGAGGCCGUUCCGGGCCCCAGAGGCUCCCAUGCCAGCCUCUAGCCUGGUCCUUGGGUUCCAUCUCUAGCUGCACUAUGCUACCUGUGGACUGUGGCUCACGGGGUCAUGUUAAUGGGCUUGUGAGGGUCCACACAGGCAGGCAUUCUUUGUUGUAUUGGCCCCAGCUCGACCCAGCUCCACUGUCAAUAAAUAGGGGUUGUCAGGAGCUAAAAGCUCUGAGGUAAAGGGCCCUUCUCUCCUUUGUUUUUGUUGUCCUCGUUUUAGCACGCGUCAGCUGAGUGUUAAAGACACAACUGCAGGUGCCAAGCUCUGGCUUGCACCUUGCGUAAUUGGGAGGAGGGGCCAGAGGGAGAGGGAGGCCGCCUGCCAGGUGUGAUCUGAUCUCAAAGGUGCCCGGCUUCCCCUCCCACACCUUGGGCAUCCCCAGGCCUGCCACUCACCCACAUCAACAGCAUCACAACCUCACGGGCUUCCUCCUUCCUGGAGGGAAGGAGUCAGGACCCUCUGCCCACCUCCUCGAGCUGCUGUGGGUGUGAACAGACCCAGCUUUGGGAGACUUGCCUGGCAGCUAGAAGCCGCUUGGAACAUGACAGUAGGAAUCAAGGAUUUCACCGAAGAUGGGAUUGAAUUGUGGCUUUGCCUGCGGAAGUCCUGCCCUCCUUCCUGGGCCCAACUUUUUCCUUUUCUCUCUCUCUUUCUCUUCUCUCUCUCUCUCUCUUUCCAGCACUGGUGAUUGAACCCAGGGCCUUUGCACUAAGUUACAUCCCCAGCCCUUUUAAAAUUUUUUGUUUUUGAGACAGAUGCUAAGUCUCUCAGUCCCUAAGCUGCCCAGGCUGAGCUCAAGCUUUUGCUCUUUCUUCCUGAGCCUCCCAGAGCGCUGGAAUUCCAGGUGUCUUCCCCCAUCCCUAGCUCAGUUCCAACUUUUAAAAGUAAUGAUACUAUUUCUCCUUCAUUGAGUACUCCAUAGGUAUCGAGUAUCUUGCUAAAACCAGAGCUUUACUUGCAUCAUUUUAUUUUCCCCUUGCCAUAAAGUAGGGAUUUAUUAGUUCCACUUCACAGAUGAGGGAAACUGAGACUUAAAAUCAUUUUGUAAAUUGCUCAAGGCGAUACAGGAAGGAAGCGUGCAGCCAGGUCGUCAAUAUUUCAAAGCCCAGCCUGUCAACCAUCACAUGUUAACAGCCGCUUAAAUGUCAUGGUCCACAUGAGGACUUGCUGCCCAGAGUCAAAACUGUGCUGUUACCUCCAAUGCAUCAGCCUCGAUCUCCUGAGCAGUCCCGGUGCACUGUGGGUAGCACACUGGGGUCUUCAGAGUAAGUGAAUCGGGGCUCUGGGUUUUCUUCUGCCAGCUCUGUCUCUGUAGAGGACCAAGAUGGCGCGUGCAGCUGCCUGUCCAGACACAGAUGAGCUACUUCGGGAAGCCCCCGGGCUCUUGACCUACGACAGCGUGGGAAGGGCAUGCCCUAGACCAGGAGUCCAGCACCUGGCGAGGGUGGACAUGCAGCCAUCCGGGAGAGGGGAGGGCAGUGGCUUCCAGAGGCCCCGAGCUGUGCUGCUGGUGGCUUUGCUGGCUGUCUCCUCUGUCUUUUCUGAUCCACUGUCCAGUCUGCUCCACCCUGCUCUGCCCCUGCAGUGGUCAGGGCAGAGGAGAGUGUUCUGUGUCACUGGGUCAGGGCUGGUGGCUGCUUUUUAGGAGUUCACCCUGACUCACCUUUGUGUGCUGGCCCUUAAUUAGAAACUCUUCCUGAUUCCAGUAUGCCUCCUCCAGGGACCCUGAUGGGUGGCCUGGAAUGUCCUUUUCUGUACCUUAAUUUAGGCCACCUUCUGAGGUCAAGGCCCAUCUUCUGCCUCCCAUACCUGGCACAGAACUUGGGACCUGGUUCUAACAUUUAUUGAGCGCUGGCAUCUGCAUUGACUCAAGUGAUCCUCAGAACAGUCCUGAUUAUCAUCCCCCCCACAGAUGGAGACAGAGACACACGGUAGCCCGCCACAGGCCAGCCACAUGGUCAGCGCGGCCUUGUGACUCCUGAGCCAACAGUGUGACUCCCAGGACUGCUUUUGGGCAGUCUUUCCGUUUGGGGUUUUGGGGGUGAUGUCUCUUCGUCCAAGGAUCCAAAAGAACUUGUUUUGUUUUUGCCAUCCCAGGGGUAGAAGUUGGAACGGGGUUACCACGGCAACCAAAUCACCUGGUUGUAACAUGGGAUGAGCCCCCGGGGCCCUCGGUUCUGCUGCCGGCAGAGGGGAGGCUGGGUUGGCAUGGGCCAGUGUUCGAGGUACCAGAUGUGCUGGGAAGACCUGGAGGAGUACCAGGCCUUGACCUUCCUGACCAGAAGUGAAAUUCUGUGCAUCCACAACACUUUCCUGAAGCUCUGCCCUGAGGGCAAGUACUACAAGGAGGCCACCCUGACCAUGGACCAGGUCAGCUCCCUGCCAGCCCUGAGGGUCAACCCUUUUCGAGACCGAAUCUGCAGGGUAUUCUCACACAACAAUGUGUUCUCCUUUGAAGAUGUGCUGGGCAUGGCAUCUGUGUUCAGCGAGCAGGCCUGUCCCAGCCUGAAGAUUGAGUAUGCCUUUCGCAUCUACGAUUUCAAUGAGAAUGGCUUCAUCGAUGAGGAGGACCUGCAGAGGAUUGUGCUGCGACUACUGAACAGUGACGAUGUGUCUGAGGACCUGCUGAUGGACCUCACACAGCAGGUCCUGAGUGAGUCGGAUCUGGACAAUGACAACAUGCUGUCCUUCUCAGAGUUUGAACAUGCAAUGGCCAAGUCUCCAGAUUUCAUGAAGCUUUCGGACCACAUUUGACCUGGAGUAAGUGGAGCUGGGGAAGUGAAACCUCGGUCAUUAGGGACGCCGAGGACAGCCUGAAAUGGGCAUGGGACAUUCAUGCCGCAGGUAAAGUAAGGGAGGCACCAAGAGGAGAUGGAAGUCAUCCAGGGUACGGAAUGAUGCAGCCUGGACUGGAAACCAUCAGCUGGCUGCAGUCUCUCUCCGCGUCUACUCCAUUCCCUUCCUGCUGAGGGCGGGAGGCAGAUGAAAGGCUGCCUGGAGGUCUGGGGUGGAUAACUGGGGUGAGCAGGGGUAUUAAAGUCACAGACACUUGGCUGGGUUGCUGAA